ACUGUUGAGAUGGGUCUGAAGGGGGCAUGGUGUUUCCCAUGGUGCGGGUGCCGAAGACGGCGGGGGACUGAAAGAGGUGCAGGCCUGGGUCCUGCUGCCCCUCCAGAUCCCAGCCCAGCAACAGCCCCCACUGUGGCUGAGGGAGGGAUACCCUUAUCGGAGGCUGGUGCCUACUUCAGCAGGAAAGCCCGGCUCUCCUUCCGCCACCAGCUGCAUGAUAUAGCAUCAGCCAAUGACUCCACUAUUUGAAAAGGACAACCAAGGGCUGAAACUCCAGGAAGGCUUGGCAACCUUCCUUCCCUAUAUUUCUGUGAUCCCAUUGUCUGGUUCCCUGGGUCCCUCAUAACCCUUUCAUUAAAUACCUUCAGAGUUGC
Nycticebus coucang (slow loris) is the source of this 374-nucleotide messenger RNA. It is a transcript of the gene C18H17orf114, whose product is annotated as chromosome 18 C17orf114 homolog. The record is from RefSeq and is a predicted model, not a curated record. The coding region runs from base 10 to 249 and encodes 79 amino acids. NCBI's taxonomy places the organism in Eukaryota, Metazoa, Chordata, Mammalia, Primates, Lorisidae. The transcript has 2 exons.